Trifolium pratense (red clover) is the source of this 429-nucleotide messenger RNA. RefSeq lists its product as uncharacterized. Lineage: Eukaryota; Viridiplantae; Streptophyta; Magnoliopsida; Fabales; Fabaceae. The transcript has 2 exons. Bases 1 to 429 code for a protein of 142 amino acids. The record is from RefSeq and is a predicted model, not a curated record.
AUGGGGUUCAAAACAAGUAUCAAUGAAUUUGUUUUUUCUAUUUUGAUCCUCUUAAUAAUCCCAACACUAAUAGCUGCAGAAUGCACAUGUGAUGAAGAUAGAAACAAAGCCAAAGCCCUAGUUUACAUCCCACUUCUUGGAAAAAUGAUAACUGCUGCAUUAAACCCUGAAAUCAUCAAAGCCUUUGCGGCCGGAGUCAUAUUAUCUACCACUUUCAUUCAUGUUCCGUUUACGGAAGCUCUUGCACGGCUCACAACUCAAGACGAGUUUGAUUACAAUUGUCCCGGUUUGGCUGAUCAAAACCCGGAUGAAUUGGAGGAAAGCGGUGUGCCAUGGUUGUAUGCUUCUAUUUCUGAAUCAGACAUUGAAGAGUGGCCUAAACUUACUGAAUACUUCAGACGAUAUCGAGAGCUGGAAAAUGAGGAUUGA